AAUGUGUUACCAAUAAAAACAAUAUACACUGCAAUUUUACCCAAUUUCUGAUCAAAACUGACAAGUGCAAGUACAUGAGGUUGCUCCAAUAACACCAGCCAGUCGCCAUGAACACCCUAAUGCGCCGUGUCCAGCAGCUACACCACUGGCGCACAUAUUGCAUAAAACAAUGCGCCGUCGCCGGCACAGAAGCCGCAGCCAAAGGCAAACCCAAUUACGAGGAGCUCAUUGGCAGUCGACAUCAGCAGGCACAACGGAGCAUUGUGGUGCAGGUCAGCUCAGAGAAGUCUUACAAUGAAUUGUAUAACUACUGCAGCAGAUUUGGACGCAUUGUUACUGCCCACCAUUACUGUGUGCAGCAUGAGGAUGAGCUACACUACAUGCUGCUAGAGUAUGCCAAUCCCGGCGAGGCAACAGCCGCCAUUGACUCCAGUGCCUAUAAUGCCGAACUGAGCUCAAGUGCAGGAGGAGCUGGAAGUGGAGGUGGAAUACCGGUGCGAUCGCCUUUCCUCUGGUUUAGGGCAGCAGCCGCUGGCAGACGCACUCAAGCUAAACUCUCGGCAAACCACAAAACCCUACCGCUGGCCACAAUUGACGGCACACGGCCGCUGGGUCAGGAGCAUUUGCAGACACUGUUGCGUGGAGCCGAGAGCAUUGAGCAACAGCUGCUGUUGCUCUACGAGCACACGCGUUUGAAUGACUUGGGCGUGCGAAUGCGCUUCCUGGCAGCGCUUCAGGUGCAGCAGGCCAUCUCGGGCAUGUUCCCGGAUGCAAGAGCUCAGCCAUUUGGCUCCUCGGUGAAUGGCUUUGGCAAAAUGGGCUGUGAUUUAGAUUUAAUAUUGCGUUUCGAUGGCGAAACUACAGCCAAUGGUCAGCGCGAAUUGUCGCGUCUUGUUUACCACACCAAGGAGAAUCUGACCAACGGUCGAUCCCAGACGCAGCGACAAAUGGAAUGCAUUGGUGACAUGCUGCAUCUCUUUCUGCCCGGCGUUUGCCAUGUCCGACGCAUUCUACAGGCGCGUGUGCCCAUCAUCAAAUAUCAUCACGAGCAUCUGGACCUCGAGGUGGAUCUCUCCAUGAGCAACCUCACGGGUUUCUACAUGUCCGAGCUGUUGUACAUGUUUGGGGAGGUGGAUCCGCGCGUGCGACCCUUGACCUUCAGCAUACGACGCUGGGCGCAGUCUUGCGGCUUGACGAAUCCGUCGCCAGGACGAUGGAUAUCGAACUUCUCGCUGAGCUGCCUCGUCAUGUAUUUCCUGCAACAACUAAGGCAACCCAUACUGCCUUCAAUAAGUGCGAUGGUAAAGGCAGCAGCUGCCGCAGACAUCAGGGUCACCGAGGAUGGCAUCAAUUGUACCUUUGCCCGCGACAUGGAACGUGUGUCAUUCCCAAGCCGCAAUACAAGCAGCCUAAGUGAGCUUCUCCUGCAGUUCUUUGAAUUCUAUUCUCAGUUCGACUUUCACAAUCGUGCGAUCUCAUUGAAUGAGGGUCGAGCGUUGGCCAAGCCAGAUCACUCGGCGAUGUACAUUGUAAAUCCACUGGAACAGUUGCUGAAUGUCAGUAAGAACGUGAGUCUGGAGGAAUGUGAACGGUUACGGAUUGAAGUACGAAAUGCCGCCUGGAUACUAGAGUCUGAGGUAGAGAACUCAACGUUGUCGGAGCAAGAAAGACAGGAACAGCCCUGGGGUCUACUUAAUCUAUUUAAGCAUCCUGAAAAAUCUAUAAUACGUCCCAAUAUGUUUUUCAAGCCACGCAUGGUUGAGGUUAGUGAUCUCUUCGAGAAAUCACAAAACGGUGCCUCAACAAUGUCGCCCGUCAACUACAAAAACUCCACAGUGCGCCAACAGGUGCAGUCCAUCAAGGCAGCCACACGCAGCGAGCUGAAGCAAAUGCGUGAAUCCAGCACAGCGACAGCAACGGCAACGACGACGUCCACGUCCACAUCAAAAACCAAACGCAGCAGAUGAUAAAUGGCGGCAUUUCGAGACGACAAGGCCCGACUUAGUGUACAUACAUAACUAGAAAACGUAGCUCUACCAUUGACCACUGAAUUAGUUAACUAAAUGUUGUUCAUAUUGUUAAGCGUUACGGCCGAGCUAACAGCUAAGGAGGCGUACAAUUAUAAAGUACGAUUUUAUAGAUCAUGCAAUUAACGGGACAACUCUGUGGCUUCCCAUUGCAUUGCUAAUUACUGGCGUUAAGUAUUCUAGCUGUUUUUUAAUUAAUAAAAUUAUAAAUAAAGUGUUUUUCAAAAAUA
Molecule: messenger RNA, 2257 nt
Organism: Drosophila innubila
Lineage: Eukaryota; Metazoa; Arthropoda; Insecta; Diptera; Drosophilidae
Gene: MTPAP
Product: poly(A) RNA polymerase, mitochondrial
Exons: 3
Coding region: 108-1967 (619 amino acids)
Biological process (GO): mitochondrial mRNA polyadenylation
Molecular function (GO): poly(A) RNA polymerase activity
Source: RefSeq, a predicted model, not a curated record